AUGAAGUGUACGGAGCAGCUGGUGGUGAAGAUUCUGAAGGCUCUGGACCUGCCAGCCAAAGAUGCCAACGGCUUCUCUGACCCCUACGUGAAGAUCUACCUGCUGCCAGACAGGAAGAAAAAGUUCCAGACCAAGGUCCACAGGAAGACCCUGAACCCGGUGUUUAACGAGACGUUCCAGUUUGGGGUUCCCCUGGCGGAGCUGCACUCCAGGAAGCUGCACUUCUCCGUGUACGACUUUGACCGCUUCUCCCGGCACGACCUGAUUGGCCAGGUGGUGGUGGACAACCUGCUGGACUUCAGCGAGGGCACCGGGGAGAAACCUGUCUGGAGGGACAUCGUGGAGGGCACCGUGGAGAAGGCAGACCUUGGAGAGCUGAACUUCUCCUUGUGUUACCUCCCCACCGCUGGUAGACUCACUGCCACCGUCAUCAAGGCCACCAACCUUAAAGCCAUGGAUCUCACCGGCUUCUCAGAUCCGUACGUGAAGGCCUCCCUGGUCUGUGACGGCCGCAGGCUGAAGAAGAGGAAGACCUCCAUAAAGAAGAACACGCUGAACCCCACCUACAACGAGGCCCUGGUCUUCGACAUCCCCAACGAGAACAUCGAGAGCGUCUCCAUCCUGAUCGCAGUGAUGGACUAUGACUGUAUUGGUCAUAACGAGGUGAUAGGGAUGUGUCGUGUGGGCAGUGAUGCUGAGGGUCCAGGGAGGGAACACUGGACGGCCAUGCUGGCCAACCCCCGCAAGCCCAUAGAGCACUGGCAUCAGCUUGUAGAGGAGAAAACCAUGAACACGUACGUGUCGAAGACUGCCCCGGAUGCGUCUCCCAAGCCCCACAUCGUGGUGGACAGCCCUCACUCAGAGUAGACCUAUCGUUGUCUGUCCAGUUCCAGACCUUCAUUUCUUUCCACUCAUAUGUGAAUAAUUCUGAGAGAGAAAGGCUCGGAGACACAUCAACUGCUCGUGCUACUAAACCCUCCUCCGAGCCCACGGCCCAGACCACAGGCUGGACACCAGCUCCACUUAUAAUAUUACACUACACAUACACAAGCAUACACAGAUACAAAGUCAUUCACAUUAGGAGUAAAGUAGGUACAGUAAUGAGAUAAGAAACAUAACACAGUGGACACACACACACAACACUCAAAACAGGUUUGUAGUUAGUGUGUGGUUCAGGUAAUUACUGGUAAUUCAUCCAGAAGAUAAGAUGUAAUGUAUAUUUCUCCUUUCAAAAAACCAAAUAAAAAGAUAAGAGACUGAAAAUGGGCCAAAAAACUAUCCUGCACUUGUACAAAAAAAAAAAAAAAAAUACAUGUCGAUAUUUUCUGUUUCAACAGUAGUGACGAGGUGUAGGGUGCUGUACUGGAAAAGUGUUCCAUGUGUUCCGUGUUUUCAUCAUCAGGACAAACUUCAGUCUCCAGGGACUCCAGCCUGGUUCAGGCUGUCUAGAUCAAUACUUCUCCUUGUUGAAGUCUUGGUUUACUGGUUCCUCCUGGUUCCUCUUGGUUCCUCCUGGUUCCUCCUGGUUCCUCCUGGUUCCUCCUGGUUCCUCCUGGUUCCUCCUGGCAGAGGAGGGAAGCCAUCGGAGGUCAUUAUUGAUGUCAGGAGAGGUAGAUGAGUGGAUGGACCCAUUAGCCAAAGCAUGUUAGGUAACCUUGAAAUGUGUCUCUCCACCUCUCCUUUUAUUCCCCCUCUCCAUGGAACUCAUCAAUAUCCAUUUGCUUUUAUUUUUCUAUUUAUUUAUUUGUGGAUUUCUGUAAUAUAUUCUCAUCAAGAAAGAAUUUUACUCAUGCCAGUUUUUUACUAUUCACUGAGGAUGAGUCUUGGAGGCCUGAACAAUUUGAUCGCCUGUGUGUGUGUGGAAGGAGUCUUGCCAUCUGGCCACACUAAAGAGGACUCCUUCAGGGAGCUGUGAUUAGGAUGGACCUGCACUUUUCCGAGUGCAUUCACUGGAAAUGUAUCCUACAUCAAAGGAUUUCAUCAUGUUAUUUUUCUAUCAUUCCAGGAUUUAAAUUAUUUUCUUCGAAAGACAUUUAUUUGAUUUGAAAAGAGAAAAAAAUGUCCAUCCAUGUUUCUGACAGGACAAUAAGUUCAGAAGGACACAAGCAUUUGUGUUGCUUUUUAUUUCCGUGUAUUUCCGUGUUUGUGGGUGUGUUUUGUAUCUGUGUGCGUCUGCCUGUGUGUCCGUG
Molecule: messenger RNA, 2189 nt
Organism: Osmerus eperlanus (European smelt)
Lineage: Eukaryota; Metazoa; Chordata; Actinopteri; Osmeriformes; Osmeridae
Gene: syt3
Product: synaptotagmin III
Exons: 8
Coding region: 1-867 (288 amino acids)
Biological process (GO): regulation of calcium ion-dependent exocytosis; calcium-ion regulated exocytosis; cellular response to calcium ion
Cellular component (GO): exocytic vesicle; plasma membrane
Molecular function (GO): calcium-dependent phospholipid binding; SNARE binding; phosphatidylserine binding
Source: RefSeq, a predicted model, not a curated record